AUGCCACCCACAAAACAAGAACUCUCCCUCCUCAUCAACCCUCUCGUCCCCGAAUCCCUCCAACACAACAACAGGACACUAUCCUCCCUCCACUCCCUCACCUCCUUCCUCCUGGGUCUCACAGCCGGAAUCCUCUCCCUCCAAUCCGCCACGGGAUUCCUCUUCUACCUCCUGGGAACGGUCUUCGUGUCCGCGCUGUUCCACGCCCUGUUACUCUAUCGCUCGGGGGGGCUCGGCGCGGGGAUGUAUUUUGCUGGGGCGAAUGGGGAAAUCGAGGGUAUGGAUGAAAGGGGCGUCGUCGGUGGUGGUGGUACUAAGGGUGGGGGGAUGAUGAGACGUGCGGCUUGGAGGGAUGUUUGGUUUGGGGGUGGGGUGUUGGGGGAGGCGCUUAGUGGGUUUGUGCUUGGGUGGGCGGGUGUUGGGGGGGUUUUGAGGUGA
Molecule: messenger RNA, 438 nt
Organism: Aspergillus eucalypticola CBS 122712
Lineage: Eukaryota; Fungi; Ascomycota; Eurotiomycetes; Eurotiales; Aspergillaceae
Product: EMC6 family protein
Exons: 2
Coding region: 1-438 (145 amino acids)
Biological process (GO): autophagosome assembly; protein folding in endoplasmic reticulum
Cellular component (GO): endoplasmic reticulum; membrane; EMC complex
Source: RefSeq, a predicted model, not a curated record